Molecule: messenger RNA, 1992 nt
Organism: Zingiber officinale
Lineage: Eukaryota; Viridiplantae; Streptophyta; Magnoliopsida; Zingiberales; Zingiberaceae
Product: zinc finger MYM-type protein 1-like
Exons: 3
Coding region: 1-1992 (663 amino acids)
Source: RefSeq, a predicted model, not a curated record
AUGAAACAAAGAGAGGAGGCAUUAAUUCAAAGUCAAGCCGGUGAUAUUAACAAAUAUUUUAGAAGAAGUAGCAGAAUAGAAAGAGAGGAAUUAGUGGAUAAUUUGGUGAUUGAAGAACAAAGUCACAAUGAAAAUGAGGAAUUGGUUGAGGCUGCCAAUUUCAUCGAGUCGAAUGAAAACUUAGAAGAAGACUCUCAACAUGAAAAAUUAGAUUCAACUCUGAAUUUGCAGGAUCCUGAAAAUUGGAAUAACAUCAGUCAAAAAUUGAGAGAUUACUUAAUAGAAAUGGGUCCAAAAAGAGUGAAUGAUUUUUUGUUUCCUAAGGAUAGUAACAAUAGACAUUUUGAUUCAUCGCAUUAUACACGGGUAAUGACAAAUGGACAAACAAUAGAUAGAAGAUGGCUUGUAUAUUCUAUUUCAUUGGAUAAAAUAUUUUGCUUCUGUUGCAAGUUGUUCAAGACUGAACAAAUGAUGAGUAGAAUGGGGAAUCUGGGUAAUGAUGGAUACAAAGACUGGCGUAAUAUACAUAGAAGUCUUAAACAACAUGAAGCUAGUAGAGAUCAUAUGGAUUGCAUGAUUGCUUGGGUUGAAUCAGAAAAGAGGCUGAAAAAAAAUCAAACAAUUGAUUACAGUAUGCAACUUCAAAUCAACAAAGAAAGACAACAUUGGAGGCAAGUGUUAACAAGAAUAAUCUCCAUUGUGAAAACACUUGCUAAAAAUACUUUGGCCUUUCGAGGGGAUGAUGAGAAACUUUAUGUCGAGAAUAAUGGGCUAUUUUUGCAAAUGAUAGAAAUGGUUGCUGAGUUUGAUCCAGUGAUGGAAGAGCAUGUUCGGCGUUGUGAAGCAAGGGAAUCUCAAUAUACAUAUUUUAGUCCCAAAAUUCAGAAUGAAUUGAUAGAAACUUUGGCAAAUGAAGUGAAAAGAGUUGGGCUUGACAUUGAUGACAUAAGAGGACAGGGGUAUGACAACGGAUCUAACAUGAGUGGAAGACACAAAGGUGUACAAAAAAGAUUGCUUGAAAUAAAUCCUAGAGCUUUUUAUACACCGUGUGGUUGUCAUAGUCUUAAUUUGGCCUUAGUUGAUAUGGUGGAAUGUUGUCCUAAAGCCAAGUCUUUCUUUGGAGUGGUGCAACGCAUCUACACAUUGUUUUCUUCCUCUACAAAGAGAUGGAAAAUUUUUAAAGAUAAGGUGCCUGGUUUGACUGUUAAGCCAUUGUCACAUACCCGUUGGGAAAGUCAUGUUGAAAGUGUGAAAGCCAUAAAAGAGCAAAUUGUACAUAUAAGAGAUGCUUUACUUGAUUUGGCAGAAGUUGCUGAAGAUUCUAAAACAAAGAGUGAUGCUGAGACCUUAGCCCUAUAUGAUCUUGAGAGUUUUGAGUUCUUGCUUGGAAUAGUAAUCUGGUAUAACUUGUUACGAGCAAUAAAUACCGUGAGUAAGUUUAUUCAAUCUGAAGAUAUGGAUAUUGAUAUUGCAAUCAAUCUGUUACAAGGACUUGUUCAAUUUCUUGAUGAGUUUAGAGAUGAAGGGUUUGCUAGUUCCAUGAAUGAAGCUAAACAAAUGGCAAGUGAAAUGGGGAUUGAACCUACAUUUCGAGAAAAACGCAUCAUUCGAAGAAAGAAACAAUUUGAUGAAAGUGACAAUGAUAAUGUAACACGAUCAGGUGAAGAGUCUUUUAGAGUUGAAUAUUUUCUAUUUAUAAUUGAUCAAGCUCGAUCUUCUCUUCAAGUUCGAUUUGAACAAUUUAAACAAUAUGAAGAGAUUUUUGGGUUUUUAUUGAAUUUGGAGAAGUUAAAGAAUGAGCCUUUAACUAGCUUGAUGAAGUCUUGUAUGGAGCUUCAACAAUUUUUGAGUCACGAUGGACGUUCAGACAUUAAUGGUGAUGAGUUGUAUUCAGAGUUGACGGUCGUGAGUAACCGUUGCAUCGGCAGAAAGAAGUUUCUCGAAGUUGAAGUUAAUCAAGAAUUAUCUUCGAUCAACAAUGUCACAGGAUAG